UUUCUCUCCACAUAAUACAAAGUUUUAGACUUUUUUUGUUUCUGAGAUUCACAUCCAAAGAAGAAACCGAUUCAAAGCCAUGAUGCAUGAGAGAGUUCUUCUCUUACUGUUCAUCAUGGCUCAGAUAGUAGAGCAAACGCCGAUAACCGACGGGAAAGUUCCCGCGGUUAUCGUGUUCGGAGACUCUACCGUGGAUUCGGGGAACAAUAACCAGAUAUCUACGGUCCUAAAGAGCAAUUUCCAGCCUUAUGGCCGGGAUUUCUUCGGCGGUCAGCCCACAGGGAGAUUCUCAAACGGUCGGAUUCCGCCCGAUUUCAUCUCGGAAGCUUUCGGGGUCAAGAAAACGGUGCCCGCUUACCUCGACCCCGCAUACAGCAUCGCAGACUUUGCAACCGGAGUCUGCUUCGCUUCAGCUGGAACCGGCUAUGACAAUGCAACUUCUGAUGUUCUUUCUGUGAUACCAUUAUGGAGAGAACUGGAUAACUACAAGGAAUAUCAGAGCAGGCUGAGGAGUUUUCUUGGUGAAGAAAAAGCAGAUGAAGUUGUAAGGGAAGCACUUUACUUGAUAAGCAUAGGAACAAAUGAUUUCCUCGAGAACUAUUACCUUCUUCCUCAUCGAUCGUCUCAGUAUUCCGCCGACGAAUACCAGAAAUUCUUGGCCGGAAUCUCGAGGAAUUUCAUCGCGGAGCUCUACGGACUCGGGGCUCGGAAGAUCUCCCUGACGGGCCUCGUCCCUAUCGGAUGCUUGCCCUUGGAAAGAACGACUCGUAUCAUCUACGGAAGCCAAUGCAUCGAUGAAUACAACGAUGCGGCGAGAGAUUUCAACGUCAAGUUAGAGUCCAUGGCUGCAGAGAUGAACCUGCAGCAUUAUGGACUCAAGCUCGUGUUUUCAAACCCAUACGGGCUAUUCUCUGAAAUCCUAAACAAUCCUCAAUCAUUUGGCUUCCGUAACGUGAGAAGUGCAUGCUGUGGAACCGGUUACUACGAGAUGAGCUACUUGUGCGACAAGCUGAAUCCGUUCACGUGUACGGACGCGGACAAGUACGUGUUUUGGGAUUCGUUUCACCCGACGGAGAAGACCAACGCCAUUGUCGCAGCCCAUAUUCUCAAGCACGACCUUUCUCAGUUCCAGUGAUACACAUAUAUAUAUUACGUAUUUACAUAUAUGCCGUGUUUUUGUAUCAAUGCGUGUGUAUCCACAGUAUUUUUAGAUAAUAUUUUUAUUUUUUUUCCGACAUUGAUUCUAUAUAGAUAGAAGUAAAAAUAUUGUCCCAGCUUCUUAUCCCUGGUUUCACUUUGGGACAUUAAGCUUGUGUUGUACGAGAAGUUUCAUGUUGAAUCUGUUUUAGUAAUUUUAA
Molecule: messenger RNA, 1358 nt
Organism: Tarenaya hassleriana
Lineage: Eukaryota; Viridiplantae; Streptophyta; Magnoliopsida; Brassicales; Cleomaceae
Product: GDSL esterase/lipase At4g26790-like
Exons: 3
Coding region: 80-1135 (351 amino acids)
Molecular function (GO): hydrolase activity, acting on ester bonds
Source: RefSeq, a predicted model, not a curated record